Episyrphus balteatus (marmalade hoverfly) is the source of this 1843-nucleotide messenger RNA. RefSeq names its product UDP-glycosyltransferase UGT5-like. Gene Ontology annotation, molecular function: UDP-glycosyltransferase activity. The transcript has 6 exons. Lineage: Eukaryota; Metazoa; Arthropoda; Insecta; Diptera; Syrphidae. The coding region runs from base 151 to 1728 and encodes 525 amino acids. The record is from RefSeq and is a predicted model, not a curated record.
AACUCAUCGCAAGGCUAAGACCGUUCAUAAUCGCUGAAUUAUGUUCGUUUGGUUUAAUUGAUUUUUAAAUAUUUUCAAUAUAUCAAUUGUGUUUUAAUUAAAAUUUUUGUGAGAAAAGAAAGAAAAAACAAAAAAGCCAUAUUACACAAAAUGAUCACCCCAAAAAUCCUAACCUUAACCUUCGUGGCGCUCCUCGUUGUAUCAUACACAGAUGCAGCGAGAAUAUUAGCAGCUUUUGUAUUUCAAGCCAAAAGCCAUUACAUGAUGCACAAUGUUCUAAUUAAAGAACUUAUUAACAGAGGUCAUGAAGUGACAUUUAUUACAAGUAAUUCAAUGAACAAGAAUUUAGGAGAAAAUUAUACUGAAGUUCUAAUUGAUCCAGUGUACAACUAUGAACCUGAUAUUAAAAAACACUUCAAUUAUGUUGAAAAAGCAGACUUUACAAGCUUUUCAUUGGUUGAUUUCUUAAAAUUGUUAGAAAUUAUUGGAGAAAAAACAACUGAACAUGCUUUAAAGCAUCCAAAAGUUCGUGAAAUAUUCAAUCGCAAUGAAACUCACGAUGUUUAUGAUUUAUUGAUUGUUGAACAAUUCUAUCAAGAAGCUUUUCUAGCUUUGAGAUAUAAAUAUAACAUCCCUGUGAUAGCAUCCAGUACUUUGGGUUAUGAGAAUCAUAUGAGUCAAAUGAUGGGUCUUAUGACUCCUUGGUCAUAUGUUCCACAUGGAUUCCUGCCAUUCGAUGAUAAGAUGAAUUAUUGGGAAAGAUUGAUGAAUACUGUUGCCUCACUAUACACAGAUUUGUACAGAGAGUUUGUAUAUUUCCCAAAGCAAGAUGCUUUAGUAAAGAAAUACCUAUCACAUUUACCAGUAAAAAUUCCAAAAGUCUCUGAAAUGGAAAAGAAUGUAUCGCUGAUGUUACUUAACAGCUAUGUCCCACUCACAAAACCAAGACCAUCAAUGUUGGGAAUGAUUCCAGUCGGUGGUAUGCACAUUUAUCCAGCUAAUCCCCUGCCAGCUGAUAUCAAACAGUUCUUGGAUGGAGCCACACAUGGCGCCAUCUACUUUAGUUUAGGAAGUCAAGUUAAAUCUCAAAACAUGCCCCCAGAGAAGCUUGCAGCGUUUCUCGAUGUGUUCAGAGGCAUGAAACAGAGAGUCCUUUGGAAAUUCGAAAAUGACAAAAUUACAAACCUGCCAAAGAAUGUGAUGAUCAAGAAAUGGAUGCCACAGACUGAUAUUCUGGCUCACCCAAAUGUCAAAGUAUUUAUCACACAUGGAGGACUUUUUGGAACUCAAGAAAGUGUCUACCAUGCAGUUCCAAUGUUGGGAAUUCCUGCCUAUGGUGAUCAGUUCCUCAACAUGAAAAAAGCUACUAACGCUGGCUAUGCUAAAACUCUUAUCUUCCAAGACAUUACCAAAGAAACACUCAAAGAAGCUCUGACGGAACUUAUAGAAAAUCCAUCAUUUAAAAAAACUGCCCAACUAACAUCUCAAAUUUUUAGAGAUCGUCCCGAAUGCCCACGUGAAACUGCCAUGUAUUGGGUAGAUUAUAUCAUCCGUUAUAAGGGUGCCCCACACAUUCGUUCAGCUGGCCUUGAUUUGGCUUGGUAUGAAUUCUAUUUGUUGGAUGUUAUUGCAACAUUAGUUUUUGGAGUCACUGUUGUUGUGAUAUUUAUGUAUGUUGCGAUACAAUAUAUAAUUGGAAAGACAAAAAUUAAAGAGAAAAUGAGUUAGAGAAUGAAUGCGGAUAUAUGAGUUUUGGUUGUGAGAGGCUCGUGUUUAGUAUUAGAUGAGAGAGAGAUUAAAAUCGAAUUAGUUGAUAAGUUCUUGAUAUAGUGCAAAAAUGUAU